AUGACGCGCAAGUCCGUCCUUUCCGUCAAUGCCGGAUCCUCUUCGGUCAAGCUUACAUUCUAUACUUUCGAGAAGACUCCCAAAGUGAUCGCUGCAGCUCAGGUCUCCGGCAUCACCGCUCCUCCAGCGAAGCUAAAAUACACCAGCGGCUCUACACAACACAAUGAGGAACUUAAGGACAGCCUCAACACCCCACAGGAUGCCUUCAAGUUUCUCCUCCAUCGCUGCAUCUCUGACCCCGAGCUUUCCGAAGUCGCCAGCACCGAUGAUCUAGCAUAUAUCUGCCACCGGGUGGUUCACGGCGGGAACUACGAGUCAUCCGUGGUGAUCACCGACGAAACCUUACACCAUCUCGAGAAGCUGGAGGACCUUGCUCCAUUACACAACUACUCCGCGCUGGAAAUUAUCCGCCAUUGCAGAAAGGAGAUCCCAUCCGUCAAGAGCAUCACCUUCUUUGACUCGGCCUUCCACCAGACCCUACCUAACCAUGUCAAGACAUAUCCGAUCGACCAGAAGACAGCCAAGGCCAAUAAACUCCGGAAAUACGGUUUCCACGGCAUCAGCUACUCGUUCAUUCUACGGUCGGUGGCCGAGUUUCUCAGCAAACCCAUUGAGCAGACCAGUAUCAUUGCGAUGCACAUCGGAAGUGGUGCUUCUGCCUGCGCGAUCAAGGACGGUCAAUCAGUUGAUACCACAAUGGGACUCACGCCUGUAGCCGGACUACCAGGCGCUACACGAAGCGGCGAUAUCGACCCAUCCCUCGUCUUCCACUAUACCAGCGAAGCCGGCAAGCUCAGCCCCGCCAGCACCAAAGAGAUGCAUAUCAGCACAGCCGAAGAAAUCCUCAACAAAAAAUCCGGUUGGAAAGCCCUAACCGGCACCACCGAUUUCGCCCAAAUCGCCGUCGAGAACCCACCCACAGAGAACCACAAACUGGCAUUCGAUAUCGUGGUCGACCGCAUCGCCGGCUACAUCGGCAAUUACUUCGUGAAGCUCGACGGACACGUCGACGCCUUGGUAUUCGCAGGCGGGAUCGGCGAGAAGAGUGCACUGCUUCGGAAAGCAGUCACCGAGAAGUGUCGAUGUCUGGGGUUCGCGGUUAAGACGGAGAAGAACGAGAAGGGGGCAGGCGAUGGGGAGACGGUGGUGGACAUUUCGAGGGGUGAGUCCAAGGGUCCAAGGGUACUGAUCUGUCAAACGGACGAACAGGUGAGUUGUCUUUCUCUUCCUCCUCCUACUGCUAUACCGUUUUCAUUGUUGUAUACACCUGCUAAUAAACGUCAUAUCCAGUUUGAAAUGGCCUACGGAUGUGUCAAGAAAUACGGCGAGACGGAGUCCAACAACUAA
Molecule: messenger RNA, 1347 nt
Organism: Aspergillus sclerotioniger CBS 115572
Lineage: Eukaryota; Fungi; Ascomycota; Eurotiomycetes; Eurotiales; Aspergillaceae
Product: putative acetate kinase
Exons: 5
Coding region: 1-1347 (448 amino acids)
Biological process (GO): acetate metabolic process; phosphorylation
Molecular function (GO): acetate kinase activity
Source: RefSeq, a predicted model, not a curated record